AUGUCAAGUCACAGUGCUUCAUGCUCAAGUGAAAUUUCCGUCGACCUAACCGAUGCCUUUCGAAGUAUGAUACUGAACAAGCGUUUCGUGUUGUGGGAUGAUUUUGAAAGCGCCUUAAAAGAGUUUCAAAAAACUACUUAUACUCGUUACAUCCACACAGAAAGCAGACUGCUGAAGGAUGUCAGGUUCAAAUACCUGUUUGUAUCGUUUAAUUGUACGUUUGGUCAUAAACGGAAAUCGGAAGGUUUGAAAGUGAGGCAAAAAUCGUCUAAAUUCCGUAAUUGUCAAUCUAAAUUCCGUGUAAGACUAGGGGAGCAAGGAUAUGUCAUCAAAUCCUACAACAUGCUCCACAAUCAUCCAUGUAGUAGUUCAUGGAUGGUAUGUGAUCCAUGGACAAGGAGAUUAUCGUCAGAAGAAAAAGAGAACUUGAAGCCCGUAAUACUUCACUGUGAGUCAGCAGACGAAGUUAUCGAAGGCAUUAAGGAGAGAACCGGUAAGCAAGUAACUGCUGUCGAUGUCAAAGGUAUGAAAGCUGGUAAUGGAUAUGCUUAUACAGAAAGGCGAAUUGAAGGAACAUUUAGAAAAUGGAUAUGCCACUAG
Molecule: messenger RNA, 600 nt
Organism: Schistosoma curassoni
Lineage: Eukaryota; Metazoa; Platyhelminthes; Trematoda; Strigeidida; Schistosomatidae
Source: the annotation of a GenBank genome assembly